Effrenium voratum is the source of this 1743-nucleotide messenger RNA. Lineage: Eukaryota; Dinophyceae; Suessiales; Symbiodiniaceae. The record is from the annotation of a GenBank genome assembly.
AUGGCAAGCCUUUGGCGAAGGCGACUGAAGCACCUGGCCGCGUUGCACCUCCGCCAGAUCCCGUGUUGCCAUGCGGUGGUCCAGUCGUUGCGCUGCUUCAAGCGGAGCCGCUACCAGAGCCUGGGGCAGGAGGAGGGCGAGGAGGUCGACAAGCGCCAGAACGUGAACGUGGUAUUUGGCCAGGUGAUGAUGAAAGUUGCGUUGGUGGCCAUGAUUGCAGUAACCAUCCUUUGCCUGGUGAGGACAAAAACGCUCUCAGACCUCGAGCGUUUGGAGUCGUCUGACGAGUGGCUCCGCUUCAAGGAGGACUCUCCCAUUGUCCUGUACCUGGCCACGGUGGAGAUGUUGAUUUGCGGCUCCUGCGCAGUGACGGCGGCCGCCAUGUACCAAAGACGAGGGCAUCAGAUGAAGCAUCCUGAGGCGAUGCGGUGCAUGAAGGUGGAGCUGUCCAAAGGCGGUGAUGAGCUCUUUGGCCUCGGGUUUCGGCCAAGCUCUGACGGUUUGGAGUGCCUGGUCGUGGAGGAUGUCCGGCAGGGCUCACUGCUCCACGCGUGGAACUGCCGAUCUCUGGAGCCAUCCGCAGAGGAGCUGGUGGAGGAAGCGCUCGGAGAAGCUGAAAGCACAGAGAAACCAAGGCCACUGGUCACGGUUGGCUCCGCCAUUUUGGCUGUGAACGACGUGUUCGCAGACGUUGGCUUAAUGCAGCAGCAGCUGCUCACCAAGAGUCAGGUCACGAUUUGGAUGCAAAAGGAGCUGCGAGAGGAGGUCCACCCCAGCGACUUCGAUUCAGGUAUGUUCGGAGCUGAUGCUCAGCCAGCCGACGGAGGGGCUGCCCCGCCGACCACGGUGGGAGCCGAAGCUCCAGCUCCACAAAACCUCCCGCGGUUCGCCUGUGUCGCCAUGGAGGAUGAGGAGCCUCAAAUCCUCACUCGCUGGACAAUCUGUGGCCUCAUGUUCGGCUGGGUCACGCUGCUGCCCGUGCUGCUCAUGCAGCCCCACGAGGAACGGCCGCGGCAGCAGCUCUUCCGGCAAUUUCUCUUGAAGCCAUGUCUCCUGAUCCUGCCAGUUUGGCUGCUUCUCUGGAUUCUUGAUUGCGUCCAAUUGCUCUUCAUGUUCCAGAUCAUCCACCCCUUCUACUACUUCAUGAUUUGCCACAGCUUCAUGCCUGCCAUCCUUGCUUGGUACCUCUUCACCAUGCAGGCUGCCGACGAGCGAGUUGUGCUCGACCAGCGGAGGUCUCGGCGCAUUGAGGCCGGGGAUGUCCCCGUCGUCAUAGAAGAUCCCGUGCCCGUCUUGCUCAAGGAGCUGAUCGCUAUCAACCCCAUCGCCAUGGUUGGGCUGGGUGCCUGCGCAAGCAUCCCCAUCGUGCUGUGCUCUCUGUUCACUGCCUUUGAGACCAGGCGCUUGAGGCAAGCGCAGUCUUACGUGAACCUGAUCUAUGGCCUGCUGACGGUGUUGCAGCUGGUCUCGAUGUAUGUCCUCUAUCAUCUUCGGUUCGCUCAACUGCCAGAGAUGUACCUGGCCUCAGUGUACUUCCUGGUGAGCCUCCCGUGCUUCGCUGUGUGGUGCACCUGCCUGGUUUGCGCGAACCACUUCGCCAAGAAGGACUUGAGCCUGGUGCAGAGUCAACGAUUGGAGCGGGCCAAAGAGCUGGCUCGCAAGGACUUGACGCUCCCAACGGGGACCCUGGUGGACUGCACUGAGGCCAUCACCCGGGAGUUCGAGCUAAUUUACACUGUGUGA